CACUGGCCUGCGAUAAUAAUAUUAUUAUGAUACCUUAUUAUUUCGUUUGCGACAGUGACUGUCGGAUAUUUCAGUACUCCACAGGUGUUAAAUUUAACGUCAAACCGUGGUAAAACGGUAUUCGACCCAACAAUUUCGUAAUUUAAUUUUGGUGAAACAUUAAGUAUACAAAUCUCACGUACCCGUACUAGAUUAUAUAAGAUUGUAUUGUGUUAUUUAUGAAUGUAUAUGAGGAUAUGACAUUAUAAUAUAUGUUUAAUCUAAUAAAAGUUAACAAAAAAAUGUUCUUCUGCGGUCUAAUUAGAUACGAAAAGUGCUGAUUAAACCUAAUAUGGAACAUCAAAAUAAUGCCGAUGAAUCUGAACCUGGAAUUCGCUCAAUGAAUGAAACCACACAAUACUAUGAUAAUGUUACAGCCGAUAAUACUAGUAUUGAAACAGAGACAUUAAAUGAAAAGCGAAAAAAUUAUUUAAGCUGGGAUGAUUUUUUUAUGGCAACAGCAUUUUUGGUUGCUAAACGUAGUAAAGAUCCAGUAACUCAAGUUGGUGCAUGUAUUGUUACUCCAGACAAAAAAAUUGUAGGCACAGGAUAUAAUGGAAUGCCUAUUGGAUGUAACGAUGAUAACUUUCCAUGGGGUAAAAAUAAUCCAUCAAAGUUAGAAAACAAAUAUUUCUAUGUAUGCCAUGCUGAAAUGAAUGCUGUAUUAAAUAAAAAUUCUAUGGAUGUACGUAAUUGUACCAUAUAUGUGGCACUUUUCCCAUGUAAUGAAUGUGCAAAAAUAAUUAUCCAAUCAGGUAUCAAAGAAGUAGUGUAUUUGUCCGAUAAGUAUAGCUUCAAACCGGAAAUGAUUGCAUCUAAAAGGAUGUUUAAAGCAUCAGGUGUAUCUUUCAGACAACACACUCCAUCUAAACAGCAACUUGUACUUGAUUUUUCAGAAAUUAAUUCAAAUAUGACACAAAUGCCUAGUACUCCAGACAAAUCAAAUUAUAAAUAGCGUUAUUUUAAUUGUAUAACAGUAUUUGACUCAACUAAAUUUUGGUUACUUUUUAUAACCAAUAAUAUUUAAUAUUGAAUAUUACCUGUGAUAAUUUUCCUCAAUAAUUGAAAAUCAAAUCACAAAACUAUUUCCUUUAGUAAAUUUUAUAAUAUCUAUUUAUACUAGUUUUGUAAUUGCAACAUAUUAAAAAAACUAUUUUUCACUCCAAAUGUAGUUUUAAUUUUAUUAUAAUAAACAAUUAAAUACGCUGACAGCAAAAAUCUUCAAAACUAUGUAAUAUGUAUAUAAAUAGACCAGUUGCAUUGCAUUAUCAAUUUUCAAUGGACAAUUUGAAAUCCUAAGUUAGCCCUACUAUUUGUUUUUAGUUUGAGUUAGUAUCUGAUCCAUCUCACUAGUUAGAAUUAAAAUAUAAUAAUGUGUAAUGAAAUAUUUUUAAAUAAUAAUAAAAUAAUAAAUGUA
Messenger RNA from Metopolophium dirhodum (rose-grain aphid), 1456 nucleotides. Its product is annotated as deoxycytidylate deaminase-like. Lineage: Eukaryota; Metazoa; Arthropoda; Insecta; Hemiptera; Aphididae. Gene Ontology annotation, biological process: dUMP biosynthetic process; dTMP biosynthetic process. Gene Ontology annotation, molecular function: dCMP deaminase activity; zinc ion binding. The coding region runs from base 332 to 994 and encodes 220 amino acids. The transcript is spliced from 5 exons. Gene Ontology annotation, cellular component: cytoplasm. The record is from RefSeq and is a predicted model, not a curated record.